GCGAAUGAGUGCGGGUAGAAGUGUGCCUCUGUUUGGAAAUACUCAGACGAGCAGUCACGGCGCUGAAGCUGUUCGCGGAGUUGUCAGGUGGCUUUUACGCUUCUCUAACGCGUCUUAGCUUGAUAUCCAAAGGGAUUUUAUAAGAACUGUACCAAAUGAACACCAUAAUAGAGAAGAAGAAGCACACCGCGCUCAGGUGUUCAGAGAGAUAAGGACUGGACCUCACUAUAACUGCAGGACCUGGGACAUACAAACAUAAACCAGAACUCAGACAUUUCCUGGAUUCAUUCUUUGAAUUCAGCUCAAAGUUUCUUCUAGACAGUUUGGAGCAAGCAGUGACCUCUUCAAGCGUGUCUUUCUGAAUUCAACGGCUGCACCAUGCAUUCGGGCAGUCUAUGGUCAGUUCAGGUUCUCCUGGCUCUAUCUGUCCUAACAUUGGGUUCGGACAGCGAACCUCAGAAUGCCCCUCGAGUCUUCUUGUCCUUCAAAGAUCUGAGGUCUACUGGUACAGCCCAUCACUUCUCUUUCCUGUUGAACACAUCAGACUAUCGCAUCCUGCGCAUGGAUGAGGAUCACGACCGCAUGUAUGUGGGCACCAAAGACUAUAUCCUUUCUUUGGACCUCCAUGACAUCAACCGAGAACCCCUCAUAAUACACUGGCCUGUUUCUCCACAAAGGAAAACGGAGUGUGUUUUAAGUGGCAAAGACACAAACGGCGAGUGCGGUAAUUUCAUCCGUCUGAUUGAGCCUUGGAACAGGACGCACUUGUACGUGUGCGGGACAGGCGCCUACAACCCAGUGUGCACUUAUGUCAACAGAGGACGCAAGCCUAUGACCGCCAUGCAUCUCCAGAUGCCCCAGACCAGAGGCAGAUCUAGUCGUGCAGCGGAACCUGAAAUAGUGUUUGAUGAGACCGGACUACAGGAAUAUGUCUUCCAUCUGGAGACCGGCAAGGAGGAUUCUGGGAAGGGAAAGUGCCCAUAUGAUCCAAAACUGAACAGUGUCUCCACUUUGAUUAAUGGAGAACUGUAUGCAGGGGUGUAUAUUGAUUUCAUGGGGACAGACUCUGCUAUUUUCCGAACUUUGGGGAAAAACACAAUCAUGCGUACUGACCAAUACAACUCAAGAUGGCUGAAUGACCCUUCAUUUGUCCAUGUGCACCUUAUCCCUGACAGCAAUGAAAAAAACGAUGACAAACUCUACUUUUUCUUCCGCGAGAAGUCUUCCGAGAUGGGCCAGAGCCCCAAAUUACAGUCACGCAUCGGCCGAAUCUGCCUGAACGAUGAUGGCGGUCACUGCUGCUUGGUCAACAAGUGGAGCACCUUCCUGAAAGCCCGUCUCAUCUGCUCGGUCCCAGGAGCUGAUGGGAUUGAAACGCAUUUCGACGAGCUCAGGGAUGUGUACAUACAACCUACACAGGACACUAAAAAUCCCAUCAUCUAUGGGGUCUUCUCUGUGUCUGGCUCUGUAUUCAAAGGCUCAGCGGUCUGUGUCUACUCAAUGGCAGACAUUCGGAUGGUGUUCAAUGGACCUUUUGCUCACAAAGAAGGUCCUAAUUAUCAAUGGGUGGCCUACACUGGAAAAAUCCCCUACCCUCGUCCAGGAACAUGUCCUGGUGGGACUUUCACCCCCAACAUGAAGUCCACGAAAGAUUACCCCGACGAGGUCAUCAACUUCAUGCGGAACCAUCCUACCAUGUACAAUACAGUGUAUCCGGUGCACAAGCGCCCCCUGGUGGUCAGGACCAACGUAGACUAUGAGUUCACCACCAUCACUGUGGACCAGGUGACUGCUGCCGAUGGCAACUACGAAGUGCUCUUCCUGGGUACAGACAGAGGUACAGUACAGAAGGUGAUCGUCCUGCCCAGAGAUGAUCUGCAGACAGAGGAACUACUGCUAGAGGAAGUGGAGGUCUUUAAGGUCCCUACUCCCAUCACAACUAUGAAGCUUUCUUCAAAACGGCAACAACUAUAUGUAGCGUCCGCGGUUGGUGUGACUCAUCUGGCCCUGCACAGGUGUGAUGUCUAUGGCGAGGCCUGCGCAGACUGCUGUUUGGCCCGGGACCCUUAUUGUGCAUGGGACGGCAAGUCCUGUUCUCGGUACUCAGCCUCACAGAAGAGACGCAGUCGGCGACAGGAUGUGAAAUACGGGAAUCCCAUACGGCAGUGCCGAGGAUACAAUUCCAACACUAAUAAGAACACUCUGGAGACGGUGCAGUAUGGGGUGGAGGGCAGUAGCACGUUUUUGGAGUGCCAGGCCAGAUCACCACACGCUGUCAUUAAAUGGCAUCUCCACCGAGACAACAGCGAUAAAAGGAGAGAGGUCCGUACUGAUGGGCGCGUGUUGAAGACGGAUCAAGGUUUACUACUGCCUUCCCUCCAGUCCUCAGACUCUGGCAUCUACAUCUGCACAGCCACCGAGAAGAACUUCAAGCACACCUUGGUCAAACUUCAGCUGGUGGUCUUGACCAACCAGGCCGUCAACAACAUCCUGGUGGAAACAGGCCGUCCGGCGGCUUCUUCGCUCCAAUCCAGCACCUGGACCCCCAGCUCUGGACAGUACAAAGACCUUCUGACCAUCCUCAGUCAGCCUGAGAUGGGCCUCAUAAACCAGUACUGCCAGGACUAUUGGCAGUACGGAGACCCGCUGACGGGGGUCAUCCAGGCCCAAGAUCUCAAAGAGCUGAAGGAACAGAAGAAACCACGGAAUCGCAGACAUCACGGGGAUGAAGAGGAGACAUGAGGGGGUUUCCACCCCCCGGUCCUAUAGGAAAGACUUCUAAAAGAGUAAAACCUGAAAAAAAAAAAUCUUCCAUCAAAUGAAACGAACUUCACAAGCAACAAACGGAAUUCCAUCUCUUAGCAGAUAAAGAUGAUAUCAUACACAGUAUUUAUUGUAGGUUGUAUAUAGUACCAUUCUGUGGAUUUCUUUGUACUUAAAUAGAAAAAUGAAUGCUCUUUGUGUAUAAGUACCUAACGGGCAAAUAUUAUUGUAACAUUAUUUUUAUUGUCACAACUACAAACAGAGCAAGAGAAAUCUUCAUUUUCCAUCAUUCGGGCAUUGACGAUUCAUUUAUAAAUGGACAUAAACUCAUAGACUAUGAACUAUGUUGAACUGAAAUGGUUAAGGAAAGAGCGACUGGGAGCAAUUCUUCCCCCUUGGACUCUUCACACAGAAAGAAAUUUGGAAAAGGCGGGCAGGACACGCUGACAUCAUAAUGCUCCUCACCACUAGUCCCACCCCUAAGUGCAUUCUGGUCCCUCAUUGGUUACAAUGAUACACCAGCUCAUAUUGUCUUCCUAAUGUCACUCUAUAUGCACACACAUCUGUUUCCGGUGCGCAAAUGUUUAAGGUCAUCCAGUUUCAUGGCACAGAUUUAUUUUUUAUUUUUUUGUGACUGGACUCUAGUUAUGAGGGCUCUUAGUAAGCUUUUAUUGUUUUUUAUGCCACUUUUGAAAAGACUAAAAGCACAAAACAACUUGCAGCACGAUGAUGCCAUAAAUGCACAAAUGUGAAAGCAUGUCCUGGUCAUAUUUCACCUUUUAAAUGUAUUUUUUUUUAAUAUUUUUUUUAUUUCAAUUAAUUUAAAUUUAAUCCAUACGUUUUUCCCAUUAAGUUAUUCGUUUAAAUCAUUGUUUUCAUAUAAUCAUAUUUCCCCCAAUAUUUUAUUUUAUUUAUGGUAUUACGAUAAUUUCAAAUUACAAGUCUAGAUGAACAAAUACUAAUAUUAUUUAAAUAUUAUUUAAAUAAUUUAAAUAUUUGAAUGAGAUUUUUUUUUUCUAUUAUGAUCGAAAAUUGUUAUUGGUAGUUAAGAAAAGGACCUUUUUUAAAGCUACACACACACAUACAAAGAGGUGAAAUAUGAUCUGGUACUGUUUUGUGAGAUUGUGACUCAUAGCCUAAAAAUUCAUUUAGAUAGACUGGUGAAUGCUGCAAUAUUAUAAAAGACACAUCCUGAUAUAUGACAAAAGCUACAUUCAUUUUCAGAAUGUGUUCACACAGGUUUAAACUACUCGAAGUCUUGGGAAGCUGGUUUUUCGUUGUGUGCAUGAUUUAUCUAGUGGUAUCGUAAUAACGAAAUGAAACAUAGCUACGUUGCAGUUCUUUCUGUUCAUAUGUUUUUAUGGUCAGGUCAGUGUUGGAUAGAAGGCUGAUGGUCUUCCUCUGCAUGGCUUACACAGGCAAAACAGAGGACAACUAUACACCUUAAAAUGAUGACUGUUUCCUCAACAGUUAAUGGUAUUGUCUCUAUUCCUGCAAAGCACCACAUGGCCCCAAAAACCAGUAUGAAGCAGUGUCUUAAUUUGAGAGAAUAUGGUUGUACAAUUUCUUGGUAUUUUUAAGAUGUGUCUUUAGAAAUGUUUGUGUUUUUAUUUUGUCAUCAAUUUGAGACUAAAUGCACAGGUGAUGUUACUGUAAUAAUUGUGUAAAUGAUUGUCUUUCCCCACUUGCUGUUGCUAACUAAUAAAUUAAAGCUCUAUAUUUUAUAGUAA
Carassius gibelio (silver crucian carp) is the source of this 4493-nucleotide messenger RNA. RefSeq names its product semaphorin-3F. The transcript has 19 exons. The record is from RefSeq and is a predicted model, not a curated record. Gene Ontology annotation, biological process: negative regulation of axon extension involved in axon guidance; semaphorin-plexin signaling pathway; neural crest cell migration. Bases 379 to 2742 code for a protein of 787 amino acids. Gene Ontology annotation, molecular function: semaphorin receptor binding; chemorepellent activity. Lineage: Eukaryota; Metazoa; Chordata; Actinopteri; Cypriniformes; Cyprinidae.